This is a messenger RNA of Oryctolagus cuniculus (rabbit), 2489 nucleotides long. It is a transcript of the gene AOC1, whose product is annotated as amine oxidase copper containing 1. Lineage: Eukaryota; Metazoa; Chordata; Mammalia; Lagomorpha; Leporidae. Gene Ontology annotation, biological process: response to antibiotic; amine metabolic process. Gene Ontology annotation, molecular function: primary methylamine oxidase activity; diamine oxidase activity; copper ion binding. Gene Ontology annotation, cellular component: plasma membrane. The record is from RefSeq and is a predicted model, not a curated record.
GCUCCACCUUGUUUGGCCCAUGCCCCUUCCUGUCCCUCCCUGGAGGGCGGGGUCCUGUAGACUUCAAGAAGGAGUCAGGGCUCAGUGCUCAGGAACGAAGGCUGGCAGCAGAGGUGAGCUGGAGCAGAGCACACAGAGCCAUGGGGCGAGAGAAGCUGGCCCUGGGCUGGACCACCGUGGCGGCGGUGCUCCUGGUGCUGCACAUGGCCUCGGCGGAGCCCUCCCCGCAGACCCUGAGCAGCAAGGCUGGAGUAUUCGCAGACCUGAGCGCCCAAGAGCUGAAAGCUGUGCACAGCUUCCUCUGGUCCAGGAAAGAGUUAGGGUUGCAACCCUCCAGGGCACCGACCAUGGCCAAGAACUCGGUGUUUCUCAUCGAGAUGCUACUGCCCAAAAAGCAUCAUGUGCUGAAAUUUCUGGAUAAAGGUGAAAAGCGUCCUGUUCGGGAAGCCCGAGCUGUCAUCUUCUUUGGAGCCCAGGAGCACCCCAAUGUCACAGAGUUUGCUGUGGGGCCGUUGCCGCGGCCCUACUACAUGCGAGCACUGUCCCCCAGGCCUGCACGCCGGCCAUCCUGGGCCUCCCGGCCCAUCUCCGCUGCAGAGUACACCCUCCUCCACCAGGUGGUGCAGGAGGCCACCAAGCCCCUGCAUCAGUUCUUCAUUGACACCACUGGCUUCUCGUACCAAGACUGCCACAACAGGUGCCUGACCUUCACCGACGUGGCCCCCCGCGGCUUAGCGUCCGGCCAGCGCCGCAGCUGGCUUAUCUUACAGCGCUCUGUAGAAGGCUUUUUCCUGCAUCCCACGGGGCUGGAGCUGCUUGUGGAUCAUGGGAGCACAAAUGCCCAGGACUGGACGGUAGAGCAGGUCUGGUACAACGGAAAGUUCUACAGGAGCCCGGAGGAACUGGCUCAGAAGUAUGCAGAUGGAGAGGUGGAUGUGGUGAUUCUGGAGGGCCCACUGCCCAGUGGCCAGGGGGCCGAGAGCAUGGAGGAGCCACCCCUCUUCUCCUCUUAUAAGCCCCGCGGGGACUUCCCCACCCCCAUCAAUGUGGAUGGCCCCCGCCUUGUCCAGCCACAGGGCCCGCGCUACAAGCUGGAGGGCAAUGCCGUGCUCUACGGGGGCUGGAGCUUCGCCUUCCGGCUGCGUUCCUCCUCGGGGCUGCAGGUCCUGAAUGUGCACUUUGGGGGUGAGCGCGUGGCCUACGAGGUCAGCGUGCAAGAGGCCGUGGCGCUGUACGGAGGACACACGCCCGCGGGCAUGCAGACCAAGUACAUCGACGUGGGCUGGGGCCUGGGCACUGUCACUCAUGAGUUAGCCCCUGGUAUCGACUGCCCAGAGACCGCCACCUUCCUGGACACCUUCCAUUACUAUGACGCCGAUGAGCCUGUGCGCUACCCCCGGGCCCUCUGCCUCUUUGAGAUGCCCACAGGGGUGCCCCUACGGAGGCACUUUGAUUCCAACUUCAGUGGUGGCUUCAACUUCUACGCAGGGCUGAAGGGCCAGGUGCUGGUGCUUCGGACCACGUCGACGGUCUACAAUUACGAUUACAUUUGGGACUUCAUCUUCUAUCCCAAUGGGGUGCUGGAAGCCAAAAUGCACGCCACCGGCUACGUCCACGCCACGUUCUACACUCCCGAGGGGCUGCGCUACGGCUCGCGCCUUCACACUCACCUGAUGGGCAACUUGCACACCCACCUAGUGCACUACCGCAUCGACCUGGAUGUUGCAGGCACCAAGAACAGCUUCCAGACCCUGCAGAUGAAGCUAGAAAACAUCACCAACCCUUGGAGCCCAAGUCACCACCUGGUCCAGCCCACUCUCAAGGAGACGCAGUACCUCCGGGAGCGCCAGGCGGCCUUCCGCUUCGGCCGGACUCUGCCCAAGUAUCUGCUCUUUGCCAGCCCCAAGGAGAAUCCCUGGGGCCACAAGCGCAGCUACCGCCUGCAGAUCCAUUCCAUGGCUGACCAAGUGCUGCCCCCUGGCUGGCAGGAGGAGCGAGCUGUCACCUGGGCCAGGUACCCCCUGGCAGUGACCAAGUACCGGGAGUCCGAGCAGUGCAGCAGCAGCAUCUACAACCAGAACGACCCCUGGGAUCCCCCCGUGGUCUUUGAGGAGUUUCUGCGCAACAAUGAGAACAUUGAGCAUGAGGACUUGGUGGCCUGGGUGACGGUGGGCUUCCUGCACAUCCCCCACUCAGAGGACAUCCCUAACACGUCCACGCCUGGGAAUUCCGUGGGCUUCCUGCUCCGCCCCUUCAAUUUCUUUCCAGAAGACCCGUCCGUGGCAUCGAAAGACACCGUGAUCGUGUGGCCGAGGGCCGAGGGCCCCAACCAUGUGCAGCGCUGGAUCCCCGAGGAUCAGGACUGUUUGAUGCCACCCCCUUUUUCCUUCAACGGGACCUACAGGCCUGUGUGAAGGGUCCCAGCCCGCAGCUCCUAUCAAAAAGCCAGAGGGCCUCACAGGGAUGCAAAAUAAACUUCACAGAGCCCA